AUGGCUACAUCUCAUGCUCUUCUUCUCUUCUGCAAUCUUGCGUUCGGCCUUCUCGCGUUGUCCGUCGUCGUCGAAUCCUCGGUGGUUCCCCCCGAUUAUGCGGAAGUCGACCACGUCUGCAGCCGGACAGCACCCUACUAUGACAAAUUUUGCAAGGACGUUCUCGAAUCUGAUCCGCGCGCACCGGGUGCCGAUGCGUUGACACUAGCCUAUGUUGCCUUCGGCUUGGCGCAUCGCAACGCUUCGGGCACCCGAGACCAGAUAACUUCGCUGCUAAGUAACUCGACUGGUCUAGUGCGCCAGCACCUCGAGCGAUGCCGCGGAGAUUAUGCGACAGCCCUCGCGAAUAUUCAAGAGGCUUUAAACGACCUGGACUCGAAGACAUAUGGCAGAUUGACCUACUUUUCUGCUUCGUUACUCGACCGAGCGAAGGACUGCGAGUCCGCCUUUAAGGGAACGAAAUCUCCAUUGACUGAUAACAACGAGGAUCUCAAGGGGUUUUCAGUGAUUGGUGUCUCUAUUGCAGAGGAGCUCAUUGUCUGA
Messenger RNA from Eucalyptus grandis, 543 nucleotides. RefSeq names its product cell wall / vacuolar inhibitor of fructosidase 2-like. Bases 1 to 543 code for a protein of 180 amino acids. Gene Ontology annotation, molecular function: enzyme inhibitor activity. The record is from RefSeq and is a predicted model, not a curated record. The transcript has a single exon. NCBI's taxonomy places the organism in Eukaryota, Viridiplantae, Streptophyta, Magnoliopsida, Myrtales, Myrtaceae.